Messenger RNA from Ogataea parapolymorpha DL-1, 801 nucleotides. RefSeq lists its product as uncharacterized. NCBI's taxonomy places the organism in Eukaryota, Fungi, Ascomycota, Pichiomycetes, Pichiales, Pichiaceae. The coding region runs from base 1 to 801 and encodes 266 amino acids. The transcript has a single exon. The record is from RefSeq and is a predicted model, not a curated record.
AUGAACAUCAGCGCCAUAGAUAGCACGUCUGGCCGCGACGAGUUCCAGCACUUCAAGGCGGACUUUUUUAAGAGCCGGUCGCUCUCUGUGGGCACAGACGCCUCGGACGACCUCAGCGACGAGUGUGGCUCUUGCUCGUCGCCGCUCCACGUCAAUAGACGCUCCUGCGACGGCGCCGGCGGCCGGCGCUGUGCGCUCGUGUCGCCCCUGCUGUGUCUGUACAGCCCGCUCGGCAAGCUCACCAAGAAACUGAAGCGCGCAGUCUUGCCCGCUCCCAUUGUGACUGCCUCCGACUCGCUCUCGUCGGUCAUGUCUGCGUCCACGGCCAACACCUCGCCCGCCACCUCGCCCUCUGCCAACCUCAAGCUGCUCAGCCCCCUGAUGCCUGCACCGCCACAGUGCGCAGCCCCCUCGCGCGACCACUGCGUGCCAGACAUCGCGGACGAGUACUUUCUCAGGCACCAGCAGCGGUCUGCCGGCCGCGCGCACCAAGCCGGCUCGACCUCUGCCUCCUCCGCCACAGACUUCGACAGUCUGUACUCUCUAGACGACUCAUCCGACCGAGUCUCGCUCCACAUACGGGCCAGCAGCGACCUGCUGCUGGGCACACAGGCGCGCGAGCUCAGCUCGCUGCUGGCCACCACGCACGACAGUCCCGGCUGGAGCGUCAAGGACGGCCUGCUGAUUCCUGCGGACGCGGCCCCCGACCCCGAGCUCGAGCUCGAGCGCGAGCCGCGCGACCAGGACGUGGUUGCCGACCUCGUGGCCACCGACGUGCUUGAGCGACUCAACCUGCAAUGA